AUGUUGGAGUCAGCCGCUUCGUCCUCCCUCACUUCUGUCGCUUCUACUCCUGCAGUGCGCAUGCUCACCGCGCCCCCCGACCCAGCUUCUUCCUCUCCCUCGUCUUCUUCCUCGUCUUCUUCCUCGUCUUCUUCCUCGUCUUCCUACUCUCCUGCGUCCAUUCCUUCUUUUUCUUCAGUUCCUGCUGGCGAUGGCGCGGCGGUGGUCUCGCCGUGGGUGCGGGCGAUGGGCGACGGCCCUGUGAUCACGCAGACGAAUCCAUAUCUGUAUGGCGUGACGAAUCCAGUCAACAUGAAGUUGCCGCAGGACGCAGACAUUCAGCGCAGCAACGAGUUGAUCAGCGUGCUGCGUGCGCUGGAUCUCUACGAGACGGCAGCGGGCAAUCUGCAGCGGGAGCGAGUGCUCAACGAGCUCAAUCGCAUUGUAAUUGAGUGGAUUGUGGAAGUUGGCAUGGAGCAGGGGCUGGAUGAGCGCGAGGCGCGGCAGGCAGGCGGGAAAAUCUUCACCUUUGGCAGCUACCGACUGGGGGUCACAACGCCAGGCAGCGACAUCGACACGCUCUGUGUAACGCCGCGGCAUGUGACUCGCGAGGCGUUUUUCAAGAUAUUGCAUGCGAAGCUGCAGCAGGAUCCGCGGGUGCGGAAGCUGACGCCGGUCCCGGACGCGUACACGCCGGUGCUCAAGUUCAGCUUCGACGGCGUGGAGAUCGAUUUGCUUUUCGCGCGGCUUCCGCUGCCGGCGAUUCCCAGCUCCUGGAACUCGCUGGAGAACGACCUGGUGCUGCGCCACGUCGACGAGAAGACGGCGCGCAGUGUGAACGGCUCGCGCGUCGCAGACUUGAUCCUCAAGCUCGUGCCCAACCGCGAGACCUUCAAAGUCACGCUGCGCUUCGUCAAGCACUGGGCGAAGUCGCGCGGAAUCUACAGCAACGUGCUCGGCUACCUCGGCGGCAUCAGUUGGUCUAUCCUCGUCGCGCGCUGCUGCCAACUGUACCCAAACUUCGCCCCGAGCCAACUCGCUCACCGCUUCUUCACUGUCUACAGCAUCUGGAACUGGCGCAGCAGCCCCGUGCUCCUGUGCAAAAUCAGGGACCAACCUGCGGUCGACGGACUCUCUAACUUCAAAGUCUGGAACCCGAAAGUAAACGCCCAGGACCGGCACCACCUGCUGCCGAUCAUCACGCCGGCCUUCCCGGCGAUGAACAGCACCCACAACGUGAGCCUGUCGACUAAGCGCGUGAUUACAGACGAGUUCGCGAGCGCGAAGAAGAUUUUCGACUUGUGGGACAAGAAGAAGGAGAUCUCCUGGACGGAGGCGCUUCACUUGGUGCUCAAGCCGCUGGACAUCGCCUCCUUCAAACACUUUCUCGAACUGCAAAUCUUUGCACAAAACGAAACGAUUCAUCGGAAGUGGCUCGGCUGGGUGGAGUCCAAAGUCCGCUUCCUCGUGAGACAACUCGAGCGGCUCGCCUUGGGGCCCGCGUUCGCGGGCGCAGGCGGCGCGUGCCCUAAGGGCGAGGCCGCGAUGACGAUCCGCCCUAUUCCCUGUUUCUUUCCCUUCGAGGAGCCUGGCUGGCAGUUCGCCUCCGCUCUGCUCGUGGCGCUUAACUUUGCGCAGCAGCCAUGCGUCAUCGACCUCCGGCCUGCAGCCGCGGAGUUCGUCGACCUCAUCAACCAGUGGCCCGAGCGAGCGCAGCUCGAGGGACAGAUUCAGCUGCGUGUGAAGCACGUGCGGCGCUCCCAGCUGCCGGCGUAUGUUUUGAAGAAGACGAGCGGUGCGCCCGCCGCGCCGCGGCCUCCGGGAUCUCUCCCCGGGUUGCCUGACGGCGCGGCGGCGGAAGAGAGAAAGCGCGAGCGCAACGAGACCGCCGCGGCGCCUGCGAGUGAAGACGAGCAACAGGCGAAGCGCGCCUGCGUGCAGCAGGACGGCGGAUACGCACAGCAGAGGCCGGUCUCAACCGAGCCGAGAGCCAAGCGCCCGGGUGAAGGGUCACCUGUGGCGGCGUGA
Molecule: messenger RNA, 2007 nt
Organism: Besnoitia besnoiti
Lineage: Eukaryota; Apicomplexa; Conoidasida; Eucoccidiorida; Sarcocystidae
Product: polyA polymerase
Exons: 7
Coding region: 1-2007 (668 amino acids)
Cellular component (GO): nucleus
Molecular function (GO): RNA binding; poly(A) RNA polymerase activity
Source: RefSeq, a predicted model, not a curated record